This is a messenger RNA of Cryptomeria japonica (Japanese cedar), 1774 nucleotides long. Its product is annotated as aspartic proteinase nepenthesin-1. The transcript has a single exon. Gene Ontology annotation, cellular component: extracellular region. The record is from RefSeq and is a predicted model, not a curated record. Bases 75 to 1460 code for a protein of 461 amino acids. Gene Ontology annotation, molecular function: aspartic-type endopeptidase activity. Gene Ontology annotation, biological process: proteolysis. NCBI's taxonomy places the organism in Eukaryota, Viridiplantae, Streptophyta, Pinopsida, Cupressales, Cupressaceae.
CUACACACAGCUUCCAUCUCUGACAUGGCAAGGAAGCAUUCUUACAAGGAUUGUUUUACAAGAAGAAACCAGUUAUGGUUCAAGCUCAGGAGAUUAUGGCGGGUGGAAUUGGGUUGAAGGCCUUCUGCACUGUUUGCAUACUCAUAGCCAUUGUUUCUUCUGUAUCUGCAACAAAUUCUUCCAAAUUGAACUAUGAUACUGUCGAUACAGAUGGAUUCAGAGCAGAACUCGAGCAUAUUGAUUCUCAACUCAUCUCUAUCCACAACAUCACUUGGCUGCAACGAGCAGUGGAACGAAGCAAGCAGAGGCUGCAAAGCUUCACUGCAGCACGCACAGAAAAGACCAAGGCGAAAGAUUUAGGAGCGUCUGUGAACAUGGGAAAAGGGGAAUUUGUGAUGAAACUGGCAAUUGGAACUCCGGGCGUAGCCAUGGCGGCGAUUGUGGACACUGGAAGCGAUUUGACAUGGACCCAAUGCAAGCCCUGUACCGAUUGCUUUGCGCAGUCCACUCCCAUUUUCAACCCUGCUCUGUCCUCCUCUUACAAAAAGCUCCUCUGUUCUCACGCCCUCUGCUCCACCCAAGCUCUUCCCGAAUUCUCCUGCAUAUCCAAGGCCUGUGAGUACAUGUACACAUAUGGUGAUCUCUCUGCCACUGCUGGAACACUCUCUUCUGAAACCUUCACUUUUAGUUCCCCCAAAUCGAAAGCCAAGCCUUCAAAGGUGAGAGUUGCAUUUGGGUGCGGCCAUGACAAUGAAGGCGACGGAUUCGAGCAAGCAAGCGGAAUUGUGGGGCUGGGAAGAGGGUCACUGUCCUUCAUUGCCCAGCUUGGCAAAUCCCUUGCCCACAAAUUCUCCUACUGUCUCAGCGAUUCCCCUGCCAAAUCCAGCACCAUUUUUUUUGGCCAGGCGGCCCGAUUGGAAGGCCGGGUUGUGAAAUCUACUCCGUUUCAAGUCGAUCACAGGGGAGAACCAACUUACUUCUAUCUCUCUCUGCAGGGGAUCAGCGUGGGGAAGAGAUUGCUCGGGAUUCGGAAAGGGACUUUCGAUGUUAGAUCGGAUGGAACAGGCGGAUUCAUCAUAGACUCUGGAACAACCAUCACAUAUCUGCCCGAGCUCGCCUACGGUGCUCUGAAAAAGGAGUUGGUUUCCUUAAUUAAGCUUGCCACUGUCGAUGGCUCACAAUUCGGGCUCGAUCUCUGCUAUAAAAUUCGUUCUGUUAAGCCUUCUCUCGCCCAAUUUCCCAAAUUGACUUUCCAUUUCAAAGGGGCAGAUUAUGUUCUGCCUCCAGAGAAUUACAUGAUUUCUGCUGAUUCGAGUAGUAAAUUGUUGUGUCUUGCAAUGAUGCCCUCCGGUGAUGGGAUCUCCAUCUUUGGGAAUGUGCAGCAGCAGAACAACCAAAUUCUUUACGAUUUGGGAAAAAAUAUGCUCUCCUUCUCGCCUGCUCUCUGCGACAGCAUUUGAAUCUUGUGCAGGAAUAACAGAGUUCAGGCAAAUAGAUUGUUAUAACAAUCUGAGAAUUGAAUAUACCAUUGUAUAAUAUGUAGAGGAGAUUGAAUGUUUAACAGUAAGAUCCACACAAUCUAUAAUAAUAGUGUUCUUACAAACCUCUGCUAUCCAUCGUAACAUCUAUCAAAAUGUAAGAUUGUCGGCACAGUAAAAAUGUUUGAAAUGUUGUCCAGUGAAACUGAAGCCUGCAAUUAUAGUGAGAAGGUUGGGAAGUAUAGUAAAUUUGUUUUUUAACAGUAAGAAAUUGGAGUAUAUGCGCUUAAUGGUAA